Planococcus citri (citrus mealybug) is the source of this 1650-nucleotide messenger RNA. RefSeq lists its product as uncharacterized. The record is from RefSeq and is a predicted model, not a curated record. NCBI's taxonomy places the organism in Eukaryota, Metazoa, Arthropoda, Insecta, Hemiptera, Pseudococcidae. The transcript is spliced from 7 exons. Bases 107 to 1333 code for a protein of 408 amino acids.
GAUUUUUAUUUCUAAUUAUGGUCGCUGGUCAGUGGUAUAAAUUUUAAAAGAUUGUAAGAUUGGGUUAUGAAUUUCCCAUCUUUCUAGUAUUACAGUUCAUCCUGCUAUGAAAAUGUUUGUUUUGUUUUUUUUUGUUUAUUCACUUGCUGCCAUAAUAAUAUGCUGCCCUGUAUCCAAUGCAAACGCACAAAUUAGCAGCGAAAUCCCUGCUACCUCGUUUCCAACAAACAUGGAAGAAGUUCGUGUUAGAAUGAGAAAAUACAUAAAAGAGACCUAUAAUGAUUCAUCUGAACAACUUACAGCAAGAGAUGUAGCAGGAGAUGUACACGAACGGUGGGGCUUUAUGGCUGGAGUAGUCCAAGGUGUUCUGAAUGAACAAUUAAAAACGUACAGGAAUGAAAUCAAAAUGCUGGAAAUGAAAAUUUCGUUACGAAAUGCCUUAACCAAUCUUUUAGAUGCCACGUCACCGUAUUGGCUCCGACAGUUGACGAUUAAAAGAAAAUUCAAAUGGAACUUGGUCCUACAACUGGAGACCAAUGCCUCUAGGACCUUAAAAAAUAUUUUAAAGGACAUGGAAAUAUCUGUCCAUGAUUUUACGGAGGAGUUAGAGAAAUUCUUUGAAGAGUCUUCUCGAGACAUCCACCUGGCUAGAUUACCUAUGUUCGAUGAUGAAAACAAGAUGAACGAAACCCUCCUGAACUUAGGAUUUGAAAUACCGAAGAUGAGACAAACCGUUAUUGCCCUUGCCUAUAGACUACGCAGGGCAAAUUACAAUUUAGGAGAUUCUACUAACUUUUGUUUCCUACACUUCAAGAAUUUAAAGAAAGGGGUCACGAAAUACGAAGAAAUUAUAGCAGCUUUCUUGAAUUUAUAUUUUCCGAAUACGGUCCAUGAAAAUAAUAUCACGGUUAUCGGCACGGAAAGAGAUGAAGACGGAGGUAGGGGGCCUGAUCAUUGUGAAGCCUUUAUUCGCUUUAAAAAAAGCCAAACUACGCUCAACAUGCUGAACUUGAUAUGCGAAGAGUAUGCCGUAUUGAAAACAAAAAAACCCACACAGCCGCCGUUAAAGACAAGCAGCUCUCCAUCUUCAACAACAGCCAGAUCCACUACAGAUACCACAACUCAUUCUUCUACUAAUACUAUUUAUUCGUCCACGUUUGCCGAAAUAGAUUUCUUGCCGCCGCUUUGGGCUGGCUAUUUAGAGAGGCAGUCUCAGCCGACGACAAAAAAAACGAAACACCAUAAAGGAAGUUCCACACCGAUUAUUGCCAGUAAAUCGGAGAAAUCAUCGUUCUUCGAUAAAUGUGAAAGUCCGCCUGAAAUUCAUGCUUAAGGUACUUAAAUCACAAAACAUUGACUUUUCCGGCAACUUUUUAAUGAUUUUCAUUUUUCACAACAAAACUUUUAUUAAAAAAAUGGUGCAACUUUGAUGACAUUUUUCUUGUGGAAAUAUUGCUUUUUGACUUUUCCGGCAACUUUUUAAUGAUUUUCAUUUUUCACAACAAAACUUUUAUUAAAAAAAUGGUGCAACUUUGAUGACAUUUUUCUUGUGGAAAUAUUGCUUUUUCUGCAUACCUGAAGGUUUCUAUCAAUAGAUUAGUGUAAACUUUCAUUAUAAAAAAAAAAAAAAAAAAAAAAAAAAAAAAAAUA